Suillus fuscotomentosus is the source of this 1386-nucleotide messenger RNA. RefSeq lists its product as uncharacterized. The transcript is spliced from 3 exons. The record is from RefSeq and is a predicted model, not a curated record. NCBI's taxonomy places the organism in Eukaryota, Fungi, Basidiomycota, Agaricomycetes, Boletales, Suillaceae. The coding region runs from base 1 to 1386 and encodes 461 amino acids.
AUGGCUUAUCAUCAAUCAGAUCAUCCAAUUUCUCCCACAGCAUGCCCAUCUAUCUCAGAGGUCAAACUGGACUUUAAGCACGAAGAUCCAGACCCUGAAGAAAUUUUCGAGUUGAGAUUCGACUUGUGUCAAUAUAUCCAGAUUGCAUCUACGCCAGACGAUAUGGAACUCAAGUAUUCUGGUCCACUCCUCCAACAUCUCACCACAAUCAACAUAGUCAGUCGCAGAAUGACACAUGCCCUUUCAAAGGAACAAAAGACUAGCUGGCAUUGGCUUGAGAACACCCUUUACCACGCUGCCUCUGUUUUCAGCACCGAUGCCCUACUCCCCAUGGAAUUCCACACAUUACCACUCCCCUCCUCUUACGGUUAUCUCCGCGACCACAAGACUCAUGGCCAUGCUUUACGUUGUGCCAAGAGAUCCAGACUGGCGUUUCAUGGUCUUCUUGGAUUGUCAAACUUGUUUUACGGACAACCCCCUUCUCCUUCGCAAAUGCUUGUUGAAUCGGGCUUGAGCGAGUCCCACGUUUGCGAUAUCAUAAGUGCAUUGCAGCCAGAGAUACUCGGUCGCUGUGUUGGAGUUGUUCUGGACCCACGCAAGUCGGAAUGGGGACAUAUAUUUCCUUAUCUGAAUGACAUACGAGCUCCGGUUUGGGUCAAAGUAGGAAGAUAUAGGGGCGCUUAUGAUCCAAAGACUUUCAAAGCGGAUAACUUUAAGACCGCUGUGCCUCGCGAGGAUGAAAAGAUCAAGGUCGGGAGUGUCAUCAGCAAGACCAUUUCAGAAGAAACUAGUUCCGAUUCUUCUGCCGUGAACCCCGACAGUCUUCAUAGAUGGGACGCAUUUGUGGAAUCGCGCAAGCAGAAACAGUUGGACUUCCAAUCGCAUGUGUCUGAGAGUAUCAAGGAACGUGUUCGCAGACGCCUCGAACAGGCUUCAAAUUUUAUCCUCCCAACCAGACCAGAUGGCACUUGGUUCUUCUUGUGGUAUCGAUCAAAGAAGGGAAGGUUUAGAGGAGAGAUCGAUUUUGAAGAUGCACGCAUUGAGUUCGAGACGCGACCCCGCGGGCAGCUCAUAUACGACGAACUGUCUAAUCAAUGGGACGUGUGUUCCCUCUUUGACAGCGAGCCCGAAGCCACCAAUGACGACCUCGUCGAUGACACCAACAAUUUGACAAGCAACAAAAUAAUUCCUCCCAUAUCUCAUCCUCAACUCAACUCACCCCCUAUUCUUCCACACAACCAUAAUGAGAUAGGAAGGACAAUCGUCUAUCAUGGAUGCAUUCGGGAGGAUAUUCUUUUUGCAUCUUCAUUGGAGGAUGUCCUGCACAGCCGUUACGGGCUACUCUGCUGCAACCAGCAUCAGGAAAUUAACCCUGAAUUGAUAUGA